AUGGCUAAAGCAAAUAGCACCGCUCAGAUCUUAUUGCUUUUCUUUCUAGUUUUCUCUCUGACAUUCAUAAGCCUGCAGGCACGGAUUUUCCAGGAUCACCAGCACAUCAGGAGAAAGAUAGACAGUAAUAGUCUGUUGCAUGAGUUGGGUUUUGAUCUGUCGAAACUAGAGAAAUAUUCUACAAGGAGGUCUCUCAGUGAUAGGGUCUCACCGGGAGGACCAAAUUCUCAGCAUCAUUAA
Ziziphus jujuba (common jujube) is the source of this 240-nucleotide messenger RNA. Its product is annotated as CLAVATA3/ESR (CLE)-related protein 5-like. The record is from RefSeq and is a predicted model, not a curated record. Bases 1 to 240 code for a protein of 79 amino acids. The transcript has a single exon. NCBI's taxonomy places the organism in Eukaryota, Viridiplantae, Streptophyta, Magnoliopsida, Rosales, Rhamnaceae.